Molecule: messenger RNA, 438 nt
Organism: Colletotrichum aenigma
Lineage: Eukaryota; Fungi; Ascomycota; Sordariomycetes; Glomerellales; Glomerellaceae
Exons: 1
Coding region: 1-438 (145 amino acids)
Source: RefSeq, a predicted model, not a curated record
AUGGAUCCCUUUUCGGCAGCCACCGGCGUAGCUGGCCUCAUAUCCUUGGGCAUUGAGGUUUGCAAAGGUCUGAACGCGUACUGUCAGGAUUAUCGAAGCAAGGACAGCGAGAUCCUCGCCAUCGGCCAACAUGCAAACAAAUUGAGAGCUUUCCUUUACUUGAUUGAAAGUCGCAUGAAGGGAAACUCCCAGGUCGAUCAAUCUCUGGCAACCACAUUCGAAGACUGUCAUGCCACAUGCACCCUGUGCCUGCAAGACUUCGCAGCACUAAACACGAAGUACACUCGUCCGAAAGCUGUUUCUGGAUUCAGAAAGCAGGGCAAGGCAUUUGUACGGCAACUACAGUUUCCGUUUCACAAAGACAAGUUCGAUGGUCUCAAAUCUCAGAUGCUCGAAUUUCAAAACGCUCUCUCCAGCUGUUUACUUUUGCUGAACUAG